This is a messenger RNA of Nicotiana attenuata, 1074 nucleotides long. RefSeq lists its product as uncharacterized. Bases 1 to 1074 code for a protein of 357 amino acids. The record is from RefSeq and is a predicted model, not a curated record. The transcript has 3 exons. Lineage: Eukaryota; Viridiplantae; Streptophyta; Magnoliopsida; Solanales; Solanaceae. Gene Ontology annotation, molecular function: nucleic acid binding. Gene Ontology annotation, biological process: DNA integration.
AUGGCCAUUUUCAUCGAUAUGGUACAAAAAUUCAUAGAAGUCUUCAUGGAUGACUUUUCAGUCUUUGGGUCUUCCAAUGAUGAUUGUUUGAGAAAUUUGGCCAAGGUGUUGGCACAAUGUGAAGAAACGAAUUUGGUGCUGAAUUGGGAGAAGUGCCACUUCAUUGUGCAAGAAGGCAUCGUUUUGGGCCACAGAGUCUCAAGGAGCAGCAUUAAAGUUGAUAAGGAGAAAGUGGAGGUAGUUGCAAAAUUUCCACCACCCAUUUUUGUGAAGGGUGUCCGGAGUUUCUUGGGACACACAUGUUUUUAUAUUAAAGAUUUCUCUAAAAUUGCUACUCCAUUGUGCAGGUUGCUCGAAAAGGAUGUGACAUUCAAAUUUGAUGAGGCCUGUCUGAAGGUGUUUGAUGAGCUCAAAGAGAAAUUGGUAGUUGCACCAAUUUUGCGGCACCAGAUUUGUCUUUGCAAAAUACGAGAUCGAAAGGGCACAGAAAACAAAGUGGUCAACCACCUGUCUCGGCUGGAAAAUCAUGAGCACGUGGAGAAAGGUGGACAAAUUAAGGAGACAUUCCCUGAUGAGCAGCUUUUUCCAUCACACAUGACCUUGCCUUAUGAGCCAGAUAACAAGAACAAUCAUGAGAGGCAUGAGAUGCCUUUGAAUAAUAUCCUGGAGGUGGAGAUCUUUGAUGUGUGGGGCAUAGAUUUCAUGCGUCCAUUCCCAUUGUCAAGAGGGAACAAGUACAUAUUGCUCGCGGUGGACUACGUUUCCAAAUGGGUGGAGGCGGUUGCAUUGCUAACCAAUGACUCCAAGGCGGUAGCUACUUUUGUGAAAAAGAACAUAUUUUCAAGGUUUGGGACUCCACGUGCUUUGAUUAGUGAUGAAGGAACAUAUUUUUGCUAUCUGUUGCUAAAUAACCUUCUAGCCAAAUAUGGGGUCCACCAUAAAGUGUCCACUGCAUACCAUCCACAAACAAGUGGACAAGCUGAAGUGUCAAACAGAGAAAUAAAGCAAAUAAUAGAGAAAAUAGUGAGUGUGAACAUGAAGGAUGUGGCAGCAAAGUUAGAUGAUGCCUUAUAG